AUGAACUCGGAGAUUCACGAUACUUUGAUGAAGGAAGCUGAGGGACAAAUAUGCCAUAAAACUGAAGAGACGGAGGCCCCGGAUGUGAGGGAAUAUAGAGAGAGAUGGCUCAACAACCUGAACCCAGAAGAUCUGGCGGCCUUUUAUGUCAAGAAACCAGCGGAAAGUGCAGGGGAGUUUGGCCAUUUACUAUGA
Venustampulla echinocandica is the source of this 195-nucleotide messenger RNA. RefSeq lists its product as uncharacterized. The record is from RefSeq and is a predicted model, not a curated record. The coding region runs from base 1 to 195 and encodes 64 amino acids. Lineage: Eukaryota; Fungi; Ascomycota; Leotiomycetes; Helotiales; Pleuroascaceae. The transcript has 2 exons.